Messenger RNA from Solea senegalensis (Senegalese sole), 1787 nucleotides. It is a transcript of the gene ap5m1, whose product is annotated as adaptor related protein complex 5 subunit mu 1. Gene Ontology annotation, cellular component: cytosol; late endosome; AP-type membrane coat adaptor complex. Bases 178 to 1653 code for a protein of 491 amino acids. Gene Ontology annotation, biological process: endosomal transport. The transcript has 8 exons. Lineage: Eukaryota; Metazoa; Chordata; Actinopteri; Pleuronectiformes; Soleidae. The record is from RefSeq and is a predicted model, not a curated record.
GGCGGUUGGUGUCAUAUGACACGGCAGCAGCAGGAAGUUGGUGGCUGUGUGUGUUCGUGUGACAGUCGCAGUUAAGUGUGUUCGCUUUACACUGAUUACAUGACAACGAUGUAGCUAUUAAAAUGCGUUGUGUGUCGUUUUCGUUCAUACACUGAGGACGGAGCUGCAGCUGGAAACAUGAGCCUGCGUGCUUUGUGGAUUAUUUCAUACGAGAAGGAUGGAAACGCAUCGAUACGCUUUUCAAGGAGGUUCUCCACUGUGGAGCACCGUGCCAAGUGCCUGGCAGGUCCCUCAUAUGUAGCAGUCCCAGAGGAGAGCGUUGUGCUGCAGCUCCUGCUCACUGAGCUGGGCCUCUCAGACCCAGACAGGUCUUUUGUGGCUCUCAGAGAUGAUUGUCUUCAUCGCCAGAGGUCACCAGCUCUGGAGCUGCAUGUGGAUGGUCCUGGAAAGGGAAUACUUUGGCCGAUGUUGGCCAUCUCACAAGGGCCUCUUAUUCUGGCUUGUCUGUGUUUAGUGGAUGCCCCUCUUGAGCCACGGCCACCACUUGCCAACCUCCUUUCUGUCUCUCAGGGCCUGAGUCUCCUGGCAGGCCUGCAGACUUUUCUUUUUGGCUCGGGGAGUAAGCCUGAUAGUGAGGGGAUCGCCUCUCGCCUGGCAAUGCUGCCCUCUAUACUCCUGCAGGUUUGUCCACUCGGUACACCUCUGGAUGUGCCAGUACUGGGGGCCUCCAAUACGCCCACUGUGCCCGUACCUGCCGGGAACCAGAAGCAACCGGCCUGGAAGACGGGUGUCCACCGUGGCCGAGCUGUUGUGAAUGUAGCGCUGAAAGAAACUGUUCGCUCCAUGCAGUAUGGUCAGCGGAGCAGACAGGACCUCUGGGAUGUAUAUGGCACAGUGACGUGCAAAUGUGAAGUGGAGGGGGUGCUGCCAAAUGUGACAGUGACUCUUACACUGCCACCUAAUGGCUCUCCACUGCAGGACAUCCUGGUCCAUCCCUGCGUCACCUCACUGGACUCCAACAUCCUGACCGCCUGCAGUGUUGAUAACUGUGACGGCUCAGCUUUCUCGGGCCCAUACAAAUUUCCCUUCUCUCCACCCCUAGAACCUUUCCGUCUAUGCAGUUACACAUCUCAGGUUCCUGUCCCCCCUAUUCUUGGAUCCUAUCAACUGAGAGAGGAAGAGAACCAGCUGUGUGUGUCGGUAAACCUCAAACUUCACGAGAGUGUCAAGAAUAGUUUUGAGUACUGUGAAGCACACCUGCCAUUCUUUAACAGAGACCUGAUGGGUGCCGUGGAUGUGAAGGUGAGCUCCGGACAGGUGGACACUUCAAAGGAGAAGAACCUGCUGGUCUGGACCCUCGGACAGAGGUUCCCUAAAUCUCGCGAGGUCAAGAUGGAGGGCAGGAUCACCUUUUCUGGGCCAACACCGGGACCUACGGACCCCAUCUGUACACAGCUUACAGCUUACGUCAAAUUGUAUUUCAAAGUACCAGACAUAACACUGUCUGGAUGCUGUGUGGAUCAACAUUCAGUGCAGGUUUAUUCCGCUGCCAAACCACGGAUUGUAACGUCCCGGGAUCUGCAAUCCAAAGAGUAUUUCAUAUGGAAUUCAACUGGCUGCGCUCCAGUGUCCUCUGUGCAGAUGAUGCUGUAGCACGGAUCCAUAAAGAUGAGCGUGGAGAGAAGGUGCACAUUUUCACCAUGUACCUGUGGGACUGAGCAUCUUGUCAUGCAUAUUUACUUGUCCAAACUGGACAUGUGGCCUUAAUAAAUGCACUUGUUACCGUC